Messenger RNA from Nymphaea colorata (pocket water lily), 1754 nucleotides. Its product is annotated as glucuronoxylan 4-O-methyltransferase 1. The transcript has a single exon. The record is from RefSeq and is a predicted model, not a curated record. NCBI's taxonomy places the organism in Eukaryota, Viridiplantae, Streptophyta, Magnoliopsida, Nymphaeales, Nymphaeaceae. The coding region runs from base 686 to 1585 and encodes 299 amino acids. Gene Ontology annotation, biological process: xylan biosynthetic process.
CAAUAUAAACGUCAAAUAACAAAUAAAUCGCCGUUAACUUCCCGCGAGAAACUGGAAGUUAUAGUUUUCGUCGUCCCCCGUCGUCUAGGAAUCUCGGAUUCGUCUCAACCGAGAUGGGGAAACAUGACCGUGAAAUAUGCAUUCAAAAUAUCGCAGAUAUUUUAAUUAUGGAGGCGUCCGUGUAUAGAUAUCGCAGUCGGUCUAAUAUGGCAUCUGAAUGGGCAAAAUCAGUCUCAGCCGAUCAACUUUUAAAAUCCAACAACAAUAAAUCGGCUUUUUAGCUUCUUAGAGGUUAUUUUAAAAAGAAACCUGAGAUUGGUCAUCAUAUGUCAAACAGCUUAAACUCUCUUCGCAAAAGAAAAGAGCACAAGACCACAUUAGAUCUGCUUUCUUACUCAAAGAAUUUCAACCUGAGAUUUGUAUUAUUUCGCCAAGGAAUCAACUACCAAUGGUAGACUAAAAACAAAAAACUGGUAAUAUUUUCCUCUGCAGUUUGGUAGAUCAUAACCACCAAGCUCACCACCUUCUCAAGCAAAACCCCCAAAAAAGAAGCAACAGAAAAUACCCAAAGAACAACUUCCCUUCACUUCCACUCAAAUGCCCAACAACAACAACAACAACUCAUAAAUUGAUCAAAGCCUCAACAAAUGAACCAUUACCAUCUUGAUCAGAUGCUCAACAAAAAAUGCCUUCAAAGCGCUUGCAACUUCUCCUUCUCAGAUCCCCAACAAUGCCUUCAAGGAAAUUCCAGUUCCCGCUUCUCAUCUUCUUCUUCAUCCUCUCUGCUCUCUCCCUCCUCAGACUCCUCAGAAUCACUUUCAAAACCUCCUCAAAGACGCCCUUUCCUCCUACCAUCCACCCCAAACCCCUUCUAACUUGCACCAACCUCCCUCCCAACAUCUCACAUACACUGAUCACCCACCAAAGCUCUUCAUUGCCAUAUGCCCAUGGUCAGCUCACACACAAGGAGCUCUGCUUCCUCCUCACGCUCAUAUCCACCAGGACACCCAUGAACCUCCUCGUCUUCGGCAUGCGGCACCAGGCCCCCCUUCUCGCGGCCCUAAACUCCGGCGGGCAGACCGUCUUCCUCGAAGAGAUGUCGAGCGUCGAGGUGGCGAGGUUGAGGUUUCAGGGGCUGCGGAUCCACAAGGUCGAGCACGGCCAGCUGGUCGCGGAAGCAUAUGAUUUGCUCCGGCGCGCGAGGGGCAGGGCGGCGUGUGGCUUCCGCGGCACACUCCGUGACUCAGAGUGCGAAUUGGCCAUGAGGGGGCUGCCGAGGGAGGUGUAUAAGCGGAAAUGGGACAUGGUGGUCGUGGAUGGGCCGGACGGCAGCCGGCUGGACGCCGCCGGUAGGAUGGCGGCCAUAUACAGUGCAGGGGUGCUGGCGAGGAUGGGGAGUAACUUGACCAAGGUGACGGACAUUGUUGUUCAUGAUGUUGAUCGGACGGUGGAGAGGUGGUACUCUUGGGAGUUCCUUUGUGAGGAGAACCUGGCCUCUGCUAAGGGAAGGUUCUGGCAUUUCCGGAUUAAGGCCUCGGUUUCAAGUGUCUUCUGCUCAAAUUCUGAUGCCCAUGCAGAUCAUUAGUAAACUAAGCGUAAUCUACGUAUUAGAUUAGACACUUUCCAAUGUUGCCUAUUUACUUAAUCUCAAACUAGAAAUGUACAAACAUCUACUACCAUCAACGUUUACUUGUGUACUUAAUCUCAAACUAGAAAUGUACAAACAUCUACUGCCAACAACGUUUAUUUACUUA